UUUCCCAUUUACAAGUUUCAUAUUCAACAUCUCGUAGCGCCGGUGAUUGCGAUUGGUGGACGGAUCCGGAGCCCGCGGUUGCUGAGCGGUAAUUGGCCACGCGGGCCGCGUCAUCAGAAUGGCAAGGCGCCUGCGCGUGCACCUUGCACACCGAUUGGUCCGACGCUCCAGUCAGUCGUCAGUCCGGUGCGGUGGAGGAUAGUUGUUUCGUGUCACGUUUGCGAUCGCCCCGCGUCAUCCGUGCAUCCUCUGUCUGCGUGGUGGUGCGCCGUGACUCGCCGUACGUGACGGCCUCGUCGUUGCCGUCGUCAUCGGUCGGCGAUCCGUCGGCGAACGCUAUCGCACGGCAAUCGCGGUGCUCGCGGCGGGGCGGAAUUCGACGACGCGCGCGUACGCGAUACGCGACGCCGUACGGCGGCGAGCACGGCGCCGACGCGACGCAGCGCACGAGUGUAGCGCGAUCCCGGGUCGCGCGAUCAGUGAUCAGAUGCACCAUGGACCAGGUCCCGUCGGUACCGCGACGCGCACAAAGGACGGAUAGAAAGCAGCAGCGGCGACGGCAGUGAGUGGCGGAGCGUGAUACACAGAGUGCGGGAGCAAGAUGGCGGAAUCGAGCUAUUAUCAGGGCGAUUACAUCAGGCACCCGGUUCUUUACGAACUGUCGAGCAAGUAUGGAGUGGCUGGCAGUGACCAGGUGCCCUUGCCGGCUCGUCUCGACGUGCUGCGAGAGCACAUACGCCGUGAAAUACGCAAGGAGCUGAAGAUAAAGGCCGGCGCAGAGAAGCUGAGGGAGGUCGCGACCGACCGCAAAUCGUUGUCUGACGUCGCCACGAUCGUGAAGAAGGCGAAUAGCAAGCUGAACGAGCUCCAAGCGGAGCUGCAACAGCUCGAAAGUCAAAUUAUACUGACGCAGGGCCAGCCCCAAUCGCCGCAGCAGAAUCACUCCAACGGUCAAGACACGCCUCUAUCACCGAUGGGGCCUUCGUCGCCGAGUCAGGAAGGUCUAUUCACGGACCUCCGUCUGCUGUCCUUGGAGAAGCAGCUCAAUAUCGAGCUGAAGGUCAAGCAAGGUGCUGAGAACAUGAUACAGAGCUUGACGAGCGGUCAUCGUGACAAGAAACUGCUACAGGAGGCUCAACAGAUGCUCGAUGACUCCCGCGCCAAAAUCGAGUUCCUACGCAUGCGGAUCAUGAAAGUGCGCCAGGCGCGGCAGCAGCAGCAACGAGGUGAUGCGCCACCACCCAACGGUGAAGCGACUAGUAACAAAGACAGGUACGAGCCCAGCCUGGAACUUGCGUUGGAGGAGAGGGUGGAGGAGUUGCGGCAUCGAUUACGGAUAGAGGCGGCCGUCGUAGAAGGUGCCAAGAACGUGAUACGUCUUCUACAAAGUGCCAAAGUUGCCGAUAAGAAGGCCCUAACUGAGGUGGGUGAUAUCAUAUGAACGAUCGUUGCACGUAAUAGCCGGGAGUUCGUGUAGCCACGCGAGCCGAAGAGAUCCUGGAUCGAUGAACACAAGAAGAACACGGACGGGCGAACCGCAUCACUGUCUUCUCUGGACGACGGGCGAAGAAGAGAGGACUGAUCGUUUGGGCGGCUUGUUCUCACGGCGGUGCCGAUCGCGGGACCAGGAUAAUGUCCUGCGGUGGAUGAAGGCGCGACGGAGGCUGAGGAAGAGACGCGGCGCUGCAGGAUGUACGGACGUCAGAAUAAAACGACGAGCGACGGUGGCGCGAGCCAGGUGCCGCCGUGGCACGUGCGGGCCGAGGUCACGAUCCGCCACGGCGACGCGGUGACCUCCGAGACCGUACAAGUGCCACCGGGCACCGUCACCACCACCGACGCGGGCGGCAUUCGCAUGAUAUGCCGCUGGAACACGAGCGAGCCGGCCGCGACGGCGACAUCGUCGGCGCCAUCCAUGACAUCUACUGCGCCGAGAUCGUCAAGCACCACUCCUGGCGGCUUCGGUUUUCAGCGUGGGAAUAUACUCUUCACGUCCACGCCGCCCGAGAGGCCACCCAAGCCGUCGGCCGGAUCGUACACCCUGCCGCGUUCAGGAUCGUCGGCCAACGACGACUCCAUCUCGUCCAGGUGUCGGGCGAACAUCUCCGACUCUGGAUACAACAGCGAACGCCUGUCGACACACACGUAUUCGAGCUUGCCCGCGCGGCGCCCGUCUCAGCAAUAUAAUCGCCGAUGCAAGAGCACGUGCAGCAUCGUGUUAUCUACUGCGGGUAUUGAUAAGACGAAUGCUGAAAAGAUCACGUCUGAAACGUCGAAAGCAUCGCCUGCUGAUCUCUGGCACCGUCGACCCUCGCAUCAGCAUCAAUUCUUCUCGCGUCAUCAGUUUAGCACGGUGCCGGAGGUCUGCGAAGACUGCGCGGAGGGCACGUCGAGUAUCUUCACCACUCAUUUUUGUACUCGGGUCGCAGAGAAAACAGUGAACAGCAAGGCCACUGCGAUUAGCAAAGACGCGGCUUCACAAACGACCGAUAUCGAAUCGACGCGCUCUUCUUCGACCAUAUCGAAGAGCAGCAGAGUCAGGAAAAAAUCCGGUACUGGUGUUGUCUUACAGUCUAACGAACAGAAAAAGAAAGAGCAGGAGAUUCGAUCGCCCCCAGCAUCGGUUAAGACUACCAGUACCGGUCCUCCGGUCGAUUCGGAAAAAUCGGACUCCACGAAAGACGACAGCAGCAAACGCAAAUCGCGGACGGUACACAUCGACGUUUACUGCACGGGAUCCGACGAUGACGCCAGUACGGACACGAGUAGCGACGAUGAUGAUGACGAGCGUAGCACGCCCAGGACCGUCUUCGAGAACGAGGACGUCCGAGUCACUCACACUCAAGCGGCGGGCAAUCUACCGCGGGGAUUUCAGGAUGCGAACGCAUUUCUGAAGCGCAGUGCUGAGCGACGAUGUGCAAGUUUCAGAAACGCACCCAUGCGGCUGCCGUCUUUGGCCAGCUCGAAGGGAUAUGACAGCGACGAAGUGCUGAGCUCUCUUUACCCCUCGCGAUUCAGCUCGUACAGCGGCAUACGGGAUAUCGAGUCUGCACCGUGGUCUGCGGCUUCGUCCAGCACCGCUCUCUCCCCAUGCGACUAUGAUUCCGUGACAAUGACGUCGUCGAAGGACACAUUCUCGGACCUCGAGUCCCUGAUUAACAACAAGUCUGGCUUGACGCCCUGCGACAGCUUCGAGUACGCAAAUUCUGCGGAUCGCGAUAGAAUACGGAAGAUGGAUGUCUUAGCGGCAACCGACAGAGAGAAAAGGAGGACUUGGCGGUCACCGCAGAUCGAACGGAAACAUCUGCUGCAAAACAAGAAGAUGAGAGAAUACUUCGCGAAGCACGAGAUAGGCUGGUCGUCCGGCGAGAGCGCCGAGGAUUCCGACGGCAGCGGAGCAGUCGGCUGGAGCUUUAUGUCCGGUGAUGACAAAUCACGACGCGCUAGAAAGGAAUCGAUCGUACGCCGCGAAGAUCAAACAGAACCCAACGCGACUGAGUUAGGAUCGGCAGACAGAAACGCUCAAGAGGAACUUUCUCGAUUCGCGAUGCGCGGCGAUUACGUUCCAUACUCAAAUGUUCUGCGCGAUCGUAUCGGUCCGUUCGGGUCGAAGAGCCCGUCUCCUCUUCCGUCCACCAUACCCUCCCGCGUGACGUCCCCCUUCACCACGCCGUACGGGGAGAGAACCGAUCACAGCUUGAAGGCCUCAAGAUUUGGAGCGGCUCAGGCAAGCCUUGCGGAAUCCAGUAGAAAAUUGGACUUGCUCAGAUUGUCUCUUGAGCUCAGGAGACAAGAGCUACCACCCGACAGCGCUACCGCUGCUCAGUUGAAGAGAGAAUUAGCCAGCGUACAGUCGGCUAGUCCAGUUCCUGUUACGUAUACAUCACUACAACCGUUCCGCGGUCCCUUGGAGGGUAAAGCUACCGUACCGGCUUCAGUAUCAAGAUGCGCAGCAGUCACAGGACAAUUAGAGGUAAGGCUGAUGGGUUGUCAAGACUUGGCGGAAGAAGUGCCUGGGCGUACGAGGAGAGAGCAUCCCGCUAGUCCUGAUUUACGUAGUUUCGUUAAGGGUGUCACGGGACGCAGCUCAAGCAAGUCAUAUAGUGUGAAAGAUGAAACAAGCAAUGAUAUUAUGGCAGUUAUAAAACUGGAUAACCAAACUGUAGGCCAAACUAGUUGGCGUCCAUGUUCCCAGCAAGCUUGGGACCAAAGGUUUUCUAUCGAGCUAGAUAAAUCGAGGGAACUUGAAAUAGGCAUUUAUUGGAAGGAUUGGCGAUCUCUUUGCGCGGUAAAAUUCUUACGCCUGGAAGAGUUUAUUGACGAUGUUCGGCACGGCAUGGCUUUACAGUUGGAACCACAGGGCCUGUUAUUCGCGGAGAUUAAAUUCCUGAAUCCGAUGAUAUCGCGGAAGCCCAAAUUGCAGCGCCAGCGCAAAAUCUUCAAGCAACAGGUGAAGAACUUCCCGAGAGCGAAUCAGAUGAACAUAAAUGUUGCGACUUGGGGCAGAUUGCUUAAGCGGUCAGCGCCCUCGCUACACAACUCCAGGAACUCCGAAAGCCCGCCGUCAGGACCACAACCGUUGCAACUCGUAUUCGAUACCUCAAUAGAAGAUAAGCCCGAGACUCCCGGCGAAGUGCCUGAUCCAGAGAAGGCUGGCUUGGGUGGCACGCGACCCUUGGGAAUGUCAACGUCUAGUAACAGUCCAACACUGCCACGUCCUCCGGAGCAUCCCCCGCCACCACCACCAACUGUCACGAAGAAACCCUCGAUACCUGCACCCGCUCCACCGCCUAAAUUGGAUCAAGAGAGUGCGUUAAGGGAGUUUGAUUUUCUGAACGAGGAAAAGGGGGGGCCUCAGGGCGCAAAUUUGAGGCCCCUUGUGACAGAGCCUCGCCCUGUGCUGAUCGCACCACCCUCUCCACGCACACCCUCGCCCCAACCCGUCGUCGAGUUUCCUGAGGAUGAGGUCGUAUAUGAACUGCCAAUCAGACCCCUUCAGCAGUACAGGGACAGCGCCUACGAGUCGAGGAGGCACUCGCAGCUUACCGGCAUGACUCUGGAGAACUUUAGGCUGCUCUCCGUGCUCGGCCGCGGACACUUCGGCAAGGUGAUACUGUCGCAGUACAGAAACACGGGCGAGUACUUCGCGAUCAAGGCCUUGAAGAAGGGGGACAUCAUAGCCAGGGACGAAGUGGAGUCGUUACUUUCCGAAAAGAGAAUAUUCGAAGUGGCGAACACGACGCGCCAUCCCUUCCUCGUGAACCUGUUCGCGUGCUUCCAAACCGAGGCACACGUAUGUUUCGUAAUGGAGUACGCAGCCGGUGGCGAUCUCAUGAUGCAUAUACACGCCGAUGUGUUCGGGGAGCCGCGCGCCGUGUUCUAUUCCGCUUGCGUCGUCCUGGGAUUACAGUACUUGCACGAAAAUCGCAUCAUUUACAGAGACUUGAAAUUGGAUAAUCUGCUGUUGGAUACAGAGGGUUACGUGAAGAUCGCGGAUUUCGGUCUGUGUAAGGAGGGCAUGGGGUAUGGAGAUAGAACGGGUACCUUCUGCGGUACACCCGAGUUCUUGGCGCCUGAAGUGCUGACGGAGACUUCCUAUACGCGAGCCGUGGAUUGGUGGGGUCUUGGAGUCCUGAUAUUCGAAAUGCUUGUCGGAGAGUCUCCCUUCCCAGGUGACGAUGAGGAGGAAGUGUUCGACUCCAUCGUAAACGACGAAGUGCGAUACCCACGAUUUCUUUCUCUGGAAGCAAUAGCAAUCAUGAGAAGAUUACUCAGGAAGAAUCCGGACAGGAGAUUAGGCAGCAGCGAGAGGGACGCAGAAGACGUGAAGAAGCAAGCAUUCUUCAGACACAUCGCUUGGGACGACUUGCUUCUGAGGCGCGUGAAGCCACCCUUCGUUCCAGUAAUCCACUCGGUGGAGGACGUGAGCAACUUUGACGAAGAAUUUACAUCGGAGAAACCUCAGUUGACGCCUCCGAAAGAUCCUCGGCCUCUUAGUGACCUAGAGCAAAGUCUGUUCAAGGACUUUACCUACAUGGCUGAUUGGUGCUAGCCAUAGUGAUCAGCCGUGAUCAGCCGUGAUCAGCAUCUCUCGACGGAAAAAUCGGCACACGUCGUGACUAAGGCAGAAAGUGGUUAUACUACGUUGGAGCCAGCGCAACCGUAUCAAUACGGUAUUCGUGCGUUUGUUUAUUUGAGCAAUAUAUACCAUAUAUAUCGUUAUAUCGUGUAUAGAUUUCUGUUUUUCAUUCUGAUGCUACGUGAACGAUCAGAGUAGGCAGAUCUACAAGAGAGAAAUCCUUCUAUCGAAUCUCAGGUUUUCCACUAACGCGUAUGAGUUACACGAUUUUAGUGGGUAGUAGUUGGUAUAUACGGGAAUUUUGUCUCCGAUCGUAUUGUCAAUCUCAGUCGGGUUUCAUGCCGAAAUAAACGUGUCCAAAAAUGUUGAAUUAACGAGACGAGCAUAAGCGUGAGUUCGCGAUUGACACACUUGGUUCAAUUAUUAAAACUAAUUCCGAAAGGAUUCCGAUCGAGCAAAGAGAGGACGAUAAGAGCCUACUGACAAAGAAGUUUCUUCGCAUAAAUAAAUAAAUAUAUAUAUAUAUAUAUAUAUAUAUAUAUACACAAGAAUACUUUUAGAUUAUAUAUUUACAGAAGUGAUCUCCGCGAGCACUGUCCUUUUGCUAGUAUUAAACGCGCACGGGAUUUAUUUUUCGUGAGAAUACAUCAUUUUCAAUACUUUCGUUAUCACUUAUAUUAUUAUUAUCGUGUACAGCGACGCAUACAUAUACGCAAUUACUCAAAGAUUUCGUAUAUAUCCUCGUAGAGCUUAAAGGAUAAUAAUCAUAACGCGAGCAGCAUUAAAAAUUCAUUAAGCGAAGCGUAAGAUAAAUCAAAAUGUAGCUGUGUACUUGCUCAUGCUCAUGUGAUAAAGAAUUGAGAUUGAAAUGGCGCUACAACAAUCACAAUCGUACCGCGAGUGGAACGUUCGGCGCUCUCAUUAAUCGUACACCAUGUCUACUAUGAUGAUAAUUGAUUGAAAAUUUCAUUGACGCAUAUAAAUAUAAAUAGAGAUAUGUAUCUAGCUAACUUUGCAAGAUCACAAUGGCAUGAGGCAUGUGAGCUCUGCGACGUCACGCGAGGCAGCAAUGUUUAUGCCGUACAUCAGGAUUCUUUAGAUUCGUCUAACGUAUGUAUCCUAAAAUAUAUCUAUUAUAUUCGCAUCGUUUAGUUAUCUACCAUUCGUAUCUUAGUUUCUAACGAGGUACUUUUACGAGUUCAUGUGCUCCAUAUUAUGUAUAUAUAAAUAUAUAAUCAAAUAAUCGGACGACGGAAUUAACGAUGGAUGAUACUUCUAAUGGUCGACAGUUAUCGCGACAGUAAUGCUUCGCGAUAAAUUUUCAUGAACUUUUCGUGACACGAGAUGAUGCUGCUAAGUCGAGUUCACACAUUCAGCUACGAACGUGCUUGGACGUUUUUCUUAAGAUUUGCUUCUAAUCUUGCUGAGAAUUAUCUGAGAACUGUGCGAGACUCGAAAUAGCUGUUGGAUCUUAUCACAUGCGGCUUAAAUUAAAUUUCCCUUCUUCUGAUUUUCGCGAAAUCUUUCGUUCCGUUACAAACGCUAUUGUUAUCCUUGUAUAACCGUAACCGUAUCGUAACUGAUUAACGAUUAAUCCUCUACAGGAUUUGCUUGUCAUUUCCGAUAUUUCCGUACACACGAACGCGAUUUGAACGUUACCUAUGGUAUAGACCUCGUUUAUCUCAUAAAAGGUGCCUACACGAUAAUUCGGACGAUUUUUGAUAACGUACAAUAUAUAUAACUAGAAAUUUCUUUUUGGAUGUUUCUAAAAUGAUGUGAUCCAAUCGGAUAUUGUAAAUUAUCUUUCUGACUUGUCAUUUAUCUCUAACUGUACAUCGUAAAAUUAGAAUUGAAGAUUGAGUUAUGAACUUUAUAAAAAAAAUAUAUGAAAAAGGAUAUUGCAAAUAAAUUUGAUAAAUUUCGAGGCAAUUCGCAUGUAGCUUAUUUAAUUUUAUUCCAUGCUUAUUCCGCACUUAUUAGUCAUGGUAUCAAACCAUCAAAAUGUUUCUUAGGAUUUUACUAAAUAUUAAUUGCCUAAAUUGCCUCAUUGUACUAUCAAAUUAUUAAAUUUAUUUGUAAUUUCCUCUCAAUACUAAUAAAGUGGACAAAUAUGUAACUAACCAGAACUAUUUGUGAAACUUUAAUAUCAAGCAUUUGAAAAAAUUAACUGUAUCACUAGUGAUAGACUCGAGAGUACCUAGUUGCCUUAUUGCAAUCAUAAAUUGAUAACCACUUUGGUAUCUAUUUUAUACAUAACUCUUAUAUACACACACGAUGUUUGAAACGUGUAGAAAAAAAUACUUUAAGUAUCCCUAGAAUACUUUUGGUCGAACACACUGGCAAAUCAUUUGAAGGGUAACUAAUGCAGGAUUUUUAAUGUGUCUGUUUUAUAUGAUUAAUGUAUACCCAAUAUUCGAAGCUUCUUUUUUUUUACACACAUUGUGUAAUUUUGAAACAAAGAAUAUAAAAUUUUUGCAAAGUUAUUAAGUGAUAAAAAACAGGCAGAAGAUUAACACGUAGGCAGCAUUUAUUAAAAAUACGCGUCGCAUGUAAGAGGCUACUGUGCCAGUGGCCUAAUUUGUAGAGCGGUACGGAGCGGAGAUUUUAACGGCCGAAGUCUACAGCUUUGGAGACCUUAUAAACAAUUUCGUACGACGAAAAUAUUUCUACGUCAAUCUAAUGUAAUUUUGUAUACCUAUUUUUUGUUUAACAGCACAUACAUGUGUAACUUGAUGUACGUCAUAAGAAAGCGUUAUGAACAAAUUACUCUCCCGCGCAGAUAUUACCUGCAAGACGCUAAAUUAUUCAAUUUUUGAAUACAUGAUGUGGUCUAAAGAAACAACAUGGUAAUUUUUAAAUGUGUACAUAUAUACAAAUAUUACAUGAUUUUUUUUGUAGAUAGAUUUACUCUCGAUUCGUAGAUGUUAUUAGAUUAUUGUACUUCGUUAUACGUCUUUUUUUAUAUAUACAUAAUUAUACAGCAUUACUAGAUGUAAUUUUGAUUAAAAUGUUCGCUAUAUAUUUAUCGUUAGUUUUGUAAUAAGAAAGAUUAUGUGCCUCGUAUUUUGUAGUAUCCACUAAUUAAUACACGAGUACUGUACGGCUAAGAGAAGAAAAGAGAAGGGGCUGAAGAUUUUUAAGAAUUAAUUUAUUUAAUGCAUAUAUAUAUUCGCAGUGGCAGCUUAUCACAUAUCACUUUAAACAAUAUUAUGCAAUCCUUAGAAGUAUCCUCAAAAUUCGCAUUAUGUGCGCGUAUGAAUUACUUCAAAGAAAUAAAUCUGAAAAAUAUA
This is a messenger RNA of Ooceraea biroi (clonal raider ant), 9369 nucleotides long. It is a transcript of the gene Pkn, whose product is annotated as serine/threonine-protein kinase N. Gene Ontology annotation, biological process: signal transduction; protein phosphorylation. The record is from RefSeq and is a predicted model, not a curated record. Gene Ontology annotation, molecular function: small GTPase binding; protein serine/threonine kinase activity; ATP binding. NCBI's taxonomy places the organism in Eukaryota, Metazoa, Arthropoda, Insecta, Hymenoptera, Formicidae.